UUCCCUCUUCUUCUCUCCUUAUGCUGUUAGCUGGCCUGUGCAUGCCUUCUCUCUGUUACUGGCAUGAAAAGCAAAUGAAAUACCAAGGGCUGGAAAAAGAGCCAAGGGUAGUUUUCUUUGUUAGUUAAUAAUCUAGAGAGGUGUGGGAUGGAAAAGCAGCCGGGUUUAUUGCGCAGAAACCCUCACACUCUGAAUACUUGGAUGGCCCAAGAGCUGUACUCUCUGAGAAUGCAAAGGAGCAUAGAAAAGAUGGAGCGAGAUAAAAUGGAAGAGGAAUCAAAUCAAGGUAAGAGGAAGUUGAGGGUGUGUGUGGCAACAUGCAACAGAGCAGACUACUCCAAACUGGCCCCCAUCAUGUUUGGGAUCAAAUCUCAACCUGAUGACUUUGAGUUGGAGGUGGUGGUGCUUGGUUCGCAUCUCAUUGAUGACUACGGGAACACUUUUCGUAUGAUUGAACAGGAUGACUUUGACAUUGGCUCUAAGCUCCAUACCAUUGUCAGAGGGGAGGAUGAGGCAGCCAUGGUGGAGAGUGUUGGGUUAGCGUUGGUGAAGCUCCCUGACGUCCUACAGAGGCUGCGGCCUGACAUUCUCGUCGUCCAUGGCGACCGUUUUGACGCUCUUGCUCUGGCAACGGCAGCAGCUCUUAUGAAUAUUAGAAUACUUCACUUGGAGGGAGGAGAGGUUAGCGGUACCAUUGAUGACUCAAUCCGCCAUGCCAUCAGUAAACUGGCUCAUUACCACGCCUGCUGCACCCACAUGGCAGAACAGCAUCUCAUUGCCAUGUGUGAGGACCACUCUCGCAUCCUCCUUGCUGGCUGCCCCUCAUAUGAUAAGCUGCUGUUGACUCACCAGAGAGAGGACUACAUGGAUAUCAUCAAGAGCUGGCUAGGUGACAAGGUGCAGGACCGUGACUAUAUCGUGGCACUGCAGCACCCUGUCACCACUGACAUCCAGCACUCUAUCAAGAUCUAUGGUCUGAUGCUGGAUGCACUGCUCUCGUUCAACAAGAGGACCCUCAUCCUGUUUCCCAACAUUGAUGCUGGAAGUAAAGAGAUGGUACGUGUCAUGCGAAAGAAGGGCAUAGAGCAACACCCCAACUUCCGGGCAGUGAAGCACAUUCCCUUCGAGCAGUUCAUCCAGCUUGUCUGCCAUGCCGGGUGCAUGAUCGGAAACAGCAGCUGCGGAGUGCGAGAGGCCGGAGCUUUUGGCACCCCAGUCAUUAACCUGGGAACACGGCAAACGGGCAGAGAAACUGGUGAGAACGUUCUUCAUGUCAGAGAUGCUGACACUCAGAAUAAGAUCCAUCACGCUCUGGAGCUGCAGUUUGGAAAGAGAUAUCCUUGUUCUAAGAUUUACGGUGACGGCAAUGCGGUGCCUCGCUUCCUGAAGUUUCUGCGUAGCAUCGAUCUGGAUGAGCCCCUUCAGAAGACGUUCUGCUUCCCUCCUGUGAAAGACGCCAUCUCACAGGACAUUGAUCACAUUCUUGAGACCCAAAGUGCUCUGGCCGUUGACUUGGGAGGGACCAACCUGAGAGUGGCCAUCGUCUGUAAUAGAGGCAAGAUAGUGAAAAAAUACACCGAGACCAAUCCAAAGACGUUUGAGGACAGGAUGCAUCUGUUAUUAAAGAUGUGUAAAGAUGCCAUGCGGGAUGCCGUGCACAUCAACUGUAGAAUACUGGGUGUUGGAAUUUCCACCGGUGGGCGUGUAGACCCACAAGAAGGUGUCGUUCUGCACUCCACAAAGCUGAUCCAGGAGUGGUCUUCUGUGGACUUGAGGACGCCGGUCUCAGAUGCCUUACACCUGCCUGUUUGGGUUGAUAAUGAUGGUAACUGCGCUGCGCUAGCUGAGAGGAAGUUUGGUCAUGGCAAGGGAGUGGAAAACUUUACCACUAUCAUAACUGGGACAGGUAUUGGAGGAGGAAUUAUCCAUCACAAUGAGCUGGUCCAUGGCAGUACCUUCUGUGCAGCCGAACUUGGUCACAUCAUGGUUUCACUGGAAGGACCGGAAUGUUCAUGUGGUGGCCGUGGCUGCAUAGAGGCCUACGCAUCCGGCAUGGCGCUGCAGAGAGAGGCCAAGAGGCUGCACGACGAGGACUUGCUGAAGGUGGACGGGAUGGAUCUGAAGCUCUCUGAGCCAAUCACUGCUGCCCACCUCAUCAAUGCAGCCAGAAUGGGAAACUCCAGGGCUGAUGCUAUCAUGCACAAAGCAUCUACAGCUCUUGGUGUGGGAAUUGUAAACAUCCUCCACAUGGUCAACCCUUCAAUGGUGAUUUUGUCUGGAGUCUUGGCGUCCUACUACCAUGCUCCUGUUCAGCGCAUCAUCUCGGAGAAAGCACUCUUCUCUGCUCAGAGUGUCAAGGUGGUCACAUCAGACUUGGAAGAACCUGCUUUACUUGGAGCUGCUAGCAUGGUGUUGGACUACGCAACAAGAAGGAUAUACUGAGGGAUCCAUGGUUGAUUCUAGGAAUAACAGAAUAAUUAAGCAUUUUUUUGUUACUUUAGCUGUUUGUCAAAAAACAAUAACAUAUUUUUAUAAAUGUAAGGAAAGGUGAAGGAAUUGCAGCUCUUUUUCCCCCUUAACUCUGUCUGAAUGAAUUUUACAUUUCAAACACUUUUGGGAUACUUUUGCUAUAUGUUUUGGAUUACGGUGAUGGUACCCUCAUAUUGUGAUUUCUGCUUUUGACUGUGUAUGAACAGAUGUUAUAUGCAGAUACAGAAUUUCUCCUGCAGCCUCUGUCAUCUGUAAAAUGAGGAGUAAACCAUGCUUGCUAUGUAAUCACAAUGUGAGAUAAGUAUCCUUUAAGUUGUGAGCUGUUACAAGCUUCGUCUAUACUACUGUUGUUCCAUUACAGUUGUACAGGUGACCAUCUGUGGUCCAAGAACGUUGUUCCACUACUGCUUUGGCUUUUAACAUUCCGUUAUCUUGACAAAAGCCUUUAUUUUCCCCCGGGAAGUCAUAUCUUAAGGAUUGACUUGGAUAAUUACAUGUGUAGUGCUUGAAAAGUGUUCCGCACUGAGCUGGAAUAUGUGCAGGAGCUUUUUGUGAUCACGAGUCCUGUGAUCAUCAUCUGUGGUAUACUUGUCUGUUUGUGUCCAAGCUUCAUGUUUGCUUAGCUCACCAGCAUCUUCUUAGAGAAAGUAGCACAUUUUCUAAUGUUUCCUAUUUCUCUGAGUGUUUGGUUUUACAGUCGAAGGAUGCCAUGUUUCACUUGCUUUGAGAGCUCCUUGGACCGCAUGUUAUGAGUUCUUAGAAACAUCUUCCAAAUGCAAAUACCACAUUUUGAAUCAACUUGUGAUCUUUUUACAUGACAGUGCUGUAAUUCCUGAAGCCUUCCCACAAUGUAUAUGUUAAUACCAUUUAUUUAAAGCUGAGAAUGUUUUCUUCAAGUCCGUUUUCAUUACACAACCAUAAUCUGACUAUGUUUUGGUAAACAAAGAGUAACAAAACUACUCUUAGUGUCCAAACAUUUCUGGAUUGAGUUGUUCUAAUGUUUUAUCUCAAAUGCUUACAAUAGCUGGAUUCUAAAAGUGCAAGUCAUGCAUGUACUAUGAGGCAUUUCUUGAAGCUAAAAAAAUGAUGUUUAAGUCACCAUUUCAGUAUAUUGUUUUUUAAUUUGCUCUUCUUGUUGAUGGCCUGAGUUCUGUGUGACAGACACACGUUAGAUGUGACCAAAACUGUGCGGAUACAUUCUGAUGUAUAUCUUUUAUGUUUUAAAUGAUGGUUUUUCAUUUUUCUCUGCAUCUUGUGUCAACAUUUAAUUUCCAAGUUCACCGUUAUAUGAAUUGAAGCAACUUAUCAUUUGUUAUUGCAUUUUUUUAAAUAACUGGUUCUUUUUAAGUUACUGUUCAUCUGAGGCAAAGACUGUCUUCAUAUAUGUAAAAUGAGAUGUUAGAACAGGGGUGUCAAAAGUUGGUCCUCGAGGGCCGCAGUCCUGCGUGUUUUAGAUGUGUCCCUUUUUUUAUCAAACCGUUAUACAAGGAGCUGUGUCAUCAACAGAACUAUCCAGACUUUGAUGACAAGGUGGUGACGACCGUUAAUUAGAAUCAGGUGUGUUGAUGCAGGGACACAACUAAAACAUGCAGGAUUGCGGCCCCUCGAGGACCGACUUUGGACACCCCUGUGUUAGAACAACAACCACUUUGGUCCUAGAGCUGCAAUGAUAUGAUGUGAUGAGGGCUUGAACAUGAGGUUUUCUUAAUUAAUUACACAUAUAUAGCUGCCACAAAUGGCUAAAUAUAGGAAUUUACCAGCCUUUUAAUAAUAUUAAUAAUAUCCUAUGGAAAAACGACACCCGACACAAGUGGGGCACCAAACUUAAUCCAAGACUUUAAAGAACCACCUUGCAGAGGGUACCUAAUACAAUAGCUAAGAUGCUAAAAAAAUAAAGGUGGUUAAGCAGUCAGCAGCCUCUGUUUUUCAUUGGUUAAUAAUGUUGCUGCGUUUGAAUAAACGUCUUUGGAAAAUAAAGAAAGUUGGUUUACUUCUAACUA
Cololabis saira (Pacific saury) is the source of this 4490-nucleotide messenger RNA. RefSeq names its product glucosamine (UDP-N-acetyl)-2-epimerase/N-acetylmannosamine kinase (gene gne). Gene Ontology annotation, molecular function: UDP-N-acetylglucosamine 2-epimerase activity; N-acylmannosamine kinase activity; hydrolase activity, hydrolyzing O-glycosyl compounds. NCBI's taxonomy places the organism in Eukaryota, Metazoa, Chordata, Actinopteri, Beloniformes, Belonidae. The transcript has 15 exons. The record is from RefSeq and is a predicted model, not a curated record. Bases 148 to 2442 code for a protein of 764 amino acids. Gene Ontology annotation, biological process: UDP-N-acetylglucosamine metabolic process.